GUCUUUCAGUGGUUUCUCACAUGUCAGAGUUUCGUAUGUAAACUGCACACGGUUUACCAAACCGUUUUAUUAUCAGUCAUUGGUGGGGAAAAUGAGAGUUUAUACCUGUGAGCCCAGAAUGGGCGUCUUACUUUCGACACGGUGUGGGUGAGUGUAUGCGCGCGCGCGUCUGCGCUCCACGCAGUAGAUUAAGCUCUCAGAUCCUCGACACACAACGACGUGAGAGACGAGACUUUUCUGAUCAAGGGAUCAUAGCAGGCUUCCAAAAAUGUGCCUCAACAGCCGAAUACAGCUCCUCCUAGUCAUCUUAAUCAGUAAAGUGGACUGCAGUUUUGCUGUACAAGAGAUCCAGGCUGAUCCUGAAACUCUCAUGAAGAUCAGUUCUGCAGGGCAAAUGAUGAGAUGCUCUGCAGCAAUGGAUGUCCUCUUUUUGAUGGAUGGCUCAUACAGUGUUGGGAAGGGCAGCUUCGAGAGAUCCCGUCACUGCGUUCUGAAACUCUGUGAGGCUCUAGAGAUUGGUCCAGACACGGUGAGAGUUGGAGUUAUUCAGUUUGGUUCGACUCCCAGGAUGGAAAUCUCCCUAGAUUCCUACAGCAGCAGAGAGGAGCUGAGGAAACGCAUUAAGAAAAUACCGUACAGGGGAGGAAGCACACAAAGUGGCCUGGCUUUCAAGUAUGUGAUGAGGAAGGGGUUCCUUAGCAGUCGGAAUUCCUCUGUGCCUCGGAUAGUCAUCCUCCUGUCUGAUGGAAAGUCCCAGGGUACAGUAGAGUCUGUUGCCUCUGAACUCAAGCAGUCAGGAGUGAUUCUGUUUGCUGUGGGGAUUCGCUUUCCAAGAUGGGAAGAGCUCCACUCUCUGGCCAGCACUCCUACAGAGAGCCAUGUGUUUUUUGCAGAGCAUUUCAGUGAUACUGUAAAUGGACUAUACACGAGCCUCACUACGUCUUCCUUCUGCACAGCUGUCCCCCCAGGCUGUCAGGUGGAGUCCUUUCCAUGUGCACGGAAGACCCUGGAGACAAUCAAAGAACUGCAGGGCAGUUUUAUGUGCUGGAAGGGAUCGAAGGGCAACUUACCAUACACUUCAUUAUGCCCAUACUACAGAUAUACCACUGAUUACAAGGUACUUCCCACAGUAUGUCACAGAACAAUAUGCUUAGAUCCAUGUGAUUCUCAGCCAUGUCAGAAUGGUGGGACAUGUGUCUCUGAAGGGCUAGAGAAAUUCCACUGCCAGUGUCCUCCAGGUUAUGGAAGUGACCCUUACUGUGCCCCUGUGCUCUCUUUAGACUGCUCUGUGGAUGUGCUUUUCCUGAUUGAGAGCUCUACCAACCUGACUCUGGAGGGGUUCCUAUGCUUCAAGUCCUUCCUGAAACGCUUUGUGCAGACAGUUCUGAGUUCAGACACUCCUGUAAAGUUCGGCCUGGCCAAGUAUGGCAACAAUGUAAAGGUUGAAGCCAAAAUCGGGCAGCACCGAGACCCAGUGAAUCUGCUCCAGGCUGUGGAGUCUCUUCAGUACGAGAAAGGAGAGGCUAAAACUGGAAAUGCGUUGCGUUAUGUCACACGGCAUGGCUUUCAAAGCGCCCCAGUUUAUGCGGAUGUUCAAGAUGACCUGCCUCGUGUGGUGGUGCUAAUCACUGGCACACCAUCCGCUGAUGCUGUAGUGGAGCCUGCUAAAUAUGCAAGAGACAGAGAGAUCUUUCUCAUUGGCAUGGGGCCUGAUAGGAUGAAGACUGAGAUCAACAACAUUACAGGAAACCCUCAGCGCACAAUCACUUACAGUUUGCCUGACAGACUGAAUGCAAAGAUCCCAGAACUCAGAGCCAAGAUCUGCAGUGUGGACAACCAGGGGUGCCUGGGUCAGGCAGUGGACCUGGUCUUUGUUCUAGAUGGAUCAGAAAGUGUUGGGAAGGACAACUUUGUUCAAUUGCAAGAAUUUGUGCGCAGCAUCUCUGUGCAGUUUGACAUCAACCGUGACUUGACCCAGGUGGGGCUGGUGGUGUACAGUAGGAGGCCUGUCUCUGUCUUUGAGCUGGACACGCAUGGUUCAGGCUCUGCUGUACUUAAAGCCUUGGGGGGCAUGUCCUAUUUAGGUGGAAAGGCCUCUGCUGGGUCAGCUCUGCUCCAUGUGCACUCACAUAGUCUGACUGUGGCCAAAGGGGCACGACCAGGUGUCAACAAGGUUGUUGUCGUGCUGACUGAUGGCACGGGGGCUGAGGAUGCAGCAGUACCAGCUCAAAAGCUUCGGGACGAUGGCGUGUCUGUGUUCGUGAUUGGCACUGGACAUGUGCAGCGGGAGCAUCUCCUGCGCAUUGCUGGUACCGAGGAUCAUAUAAUUAGCGUGCAAUUCUAUGAGGACCUAAAGUACUUUGAGGAUGUGCUGGUGCAGAUGGUGUGUGCAGAUGUAAAGAAGCCUGUGAACCUGUGCAGGCCCAACCCCUGUAUGAACGACGGCAUGUGUGUCCUACUGAACAGAAGCUAUCGUUGUGAAUGCCAGGGAUGGGAGGGACCACACUGCGAGACACGAAAGAGGCAGCAGCCCUCCAGAGGAGAUCUCCCAAGUCCUUCAGCAUUGAGGCGCCGCCAUAAAAAAAAUGUUAGAGAGCUAAGGCAACGCUACAGAGAACACCGCCGAGACAUGCUAGUUGAUUACAGUCAUUGGAUGAAUAAAGCCACACACACACACACACACACACACACAGGGAAUUCCAUUGUUACUCACUCCUUAGUUUGCUAAACAUGAAAAAAGAGAAAGACAAAGGUAAGGGGUGUGUUUUUGCACAUUUAGAAAGGCUUACUGUAAGCUCUUUACUACAGGAAACUGGAGAUAACGGGGAUCUCCAGACUCCCACUAGCUCCUAUUCUGCACUGACUCUAUCAUCAUCACUCUAGACAACUAAACAUAUCAUUACACUUAGUGAUGAAGUGGGAGUAACCAGCACCUCUUUUUGGUGAUUUUAAAGAGUCUUUAUUGAGACAAUUUAAAACUACUGUUGUGACAGCAGCACAUCAUUACCAUCACUCUCCCAAACACAUGUACCACAAGUUUCAUAUAUACUGUAUAUAUAAUUUUUUUUUUUUUUUUUUAAGAUGUGUUCAACAGGCUUUACUUCAUUUAGUAAGAUCCAUUUCAAAAACGUUAUACUGAAUAAAUGCCUUUUCCGUUUGGUUUAUGACCUGUGAUCAGAAUACAGCAAUAACAAAGUCCUUGUGGGGAGGCUCAUUUUCACAUAUUUAUUUUAUAAGCUUUACAGAAAAUAAUUACAUUCCUUUUUUUGUGUGUCAAAUGGAUGCUUUGUGUUGUACAGUGUAUACAAAUAAUGCACAUGUCUUCUGGUGCCAUUUACUAGAGAAAAAAGUCUUUUGAGGAAUGUCAUCAGUAUUACAGUAUCAUCAAUAUCAGCAUCUUUAAUAUCACGACAGAAUACGGUAUUUGGUGCGGUCACAAAAGUGUGAAAUGUUUCAAAUCUGCUUUUUAUUGGAAUAAAAAAGUGCAUGUUUUUUUUUUACCGAGUA
Messenger RNA from Silurus meridionalis, 3507 nucleotides. RefSeq names its product von Willebrand factor A domain containing 2 (gene vwa2). Gene Ontology annotation, molecular function: calcium ion binding. The record is from RefSeq and is a predicted model, not a curated record. Bases 269 to 2728 code for a protein of 819 amino acids. The transcript is spliced from 14 exons. Lineage: Eukaryota; Metazoa; Chordata; Actinopteri; Siluriformes; Siluridae.